GAGGACAACAUGGGCCCCGCACCUUCGAAACAAACCAUGAGUUUUGCCUUCUCGUCCGUAGCCAUUCUGGCUCACGGCGUUUUGACCUAAAGCAGGGCCGACGUUGCUUUGCCGCCGCAGCGCUCGCCGCACCAGUCCACCUACGGUCUUCGUAUCACUGUACCAGCAUACGUAAUCACAGCAUCUGACACCAUGUCUCUCGCGUACAUCGUUAGCACGGCAUCCCUUGUCUUGGCUGUCCUCUUCGUGAUCGGGGGUGUGCAGAGUGGUGGUGCCAUAUUCGACACCUGUAACCAGGGCGUCCUUGCAAUUAGCGCGAUUUCGUAUGAUCAGUGCCGCGAAAUGGGGAAUUCCAUCGCAGCCAUGGGAGCCUCGCACGCCACUUUUCUGAGCGGCCUCCUCGUCAUCGCUCGUGCGGAGGCGACGCUGUUCCUCGGUAUGGGAUGGGAGCCGGAGCUCUCCACGCGCUUGCUUUCCUUCACGAGGGCACGUCGGAGGUGGCAGUCGUGCAUCUCAUCCACGCAGUGUGGGCCGUCUCCGUGCGCCUCGUACACGCACGCGGCGCUGGAGUACUGCCUUAUACGACCCCUGACCCCAAUGUCUACCCUGUUUUCUACUCCUCGGAUAUGUUUUUUCAUCGUGCCACUCACGGGAAGCUUCGGGGCUGUCUUCUGCACAGCUUUCUUCCUUUUGCUCCUCUGUCGGCAGCCCCCGGAGCGAGCAGAAGGCCACGUAAACAGAAGGCUGUGCGUCGAUGCCACGGAUGCUGGAUGAAGGGUGGCAGUUUGCGCUGAUGAUGCGGGAAGCAGGUGACGCAG
Messenger RNA from Prorocentrum cordatum, 818 nucleotides. NCBI's taxonomy places the organism in Eukaryota, Dinophyceae, Prorocentrales, Prorocentraceae. The record is from the annotation of a GenBank genome assembly.